Molecule: messenger RNA, 1317 nt
Organism: Cylicostephanus goldi
Lineage: Eukaryota; Metazoa; Nematoda; Chromadorea; Rhabditida; Strongylidae
Source: the annotation of a GenBank genome assembly
AUGCAGUAUAAACAGAUUGGUGCCGUUGUAAACGAAAUUUUUUCAGAAAUCAUUGGAGAGAGCGAACUCGUAAAUGAAGACCUCUCAAACAUCGUUGAAGUUGGUAAGGUUAUUACUUCUUCAACAACAUUCGAUGAAAACUAUGAAAACUACACACGUAAGAUUAUUGACAAGGUAGGUAAAACAAUCUUCCACGAAGAUUCUAACUCAAAGGAACAUCUUCCAAUCUAUAAGGACUCAUGGGAAUAUGGUUCAAUUCUCGAGAAAAUCCGUGUAGAAGCUCCAGAUGCAGAGGAAGAUUACACAUUCGACCUUGAAAACUACACUCCAGACGAUAUCUUUACAUUUGAGGGUGCAGAGGCUUCAGAGAAGUUCUAUAACAAUUCAACAACAUUUAAGAUUAAGGUUUCUCUUCCUAAGCGUCAGCUUAGAAGUGCUUUCACAUCACCGUCCCUCAUGUCUAGAUUUAUUUCUGCUAUUGAAAACAGAAUUAGAUUUAAGAUGAAUGUUUAUCAGUCCUCACUGGAAUACAGAACAGAAUGCAACCUUAUUGCUGAAAAGUUCAAGAGCGGAAACGAUAGUUCUCUUGUCAACCUCUUUGCUUGCUAUGUAGAUGAAACAGGCGACACAACUCUUACAGCUGACAAGGCUCUUAAGGACGCAAACUUCCUUAGAUUCUGUAACAUGAAGAUUGGUAUGCUUAGAGAUUUCAUCAAGAAAGAAAGUAUGCUCUAUGGUGACGGUGGUUACACAAAUGUAACAAACGAAAGUCAGCAGGUUAUGAUUAUGCUUACUGACUUUGACAAGGCACUCAACACAUACCUCUAUUCAGAUACACGUCACACAGAUUAUGUAAAACUCUCUGGCUAUUCUGUUGUUCCUCACUGGCAGGCAGGUGGUACAAAGAACGCUUACAUUGACCGUUCAACAAUUAACGUAAUCCCUGCUUCAGAGGGACGUAAGCCAAAGUCUGGAGAAGACACAAGAAGAAAGAUUGUGCAGAGCGGUAUUCUUGGUGUACUUCAGGACGAACGUUCAUGUGCUGUUACUUGCGAACAUGAUGAAGUUGAAAGCAUUAAGAUUCCAGACGCAAGAUUUGUGAACUACUGGUACUUCAGAGAUGCGAACUACCUUACAGAUACAGACGAAAACGUAAUCGUAUUCUAUAUCGACAACUAUCGUCCUGUUGGUCGUUUCGCAGAAGAACCAGCAGAUUGGGAUACAGUUGACUACUAUGAAAGAAACGCAAACGGCGGUUACUCUAUCGCUACUGAGUUUGACGAGAACACUUCAUAUUACACAAAGGUUCGUGCUUAA